AUAAUAUUUUAGAUUAAAGAUUUGUUUGGGUGGUUUUGAAGUUACUUAAAUAAAAUAAAUUUCAAUAUUUGAGUUUAACUUAAAUUUUCUAUGAUAUUUAUUCUGGAUCACGCUAUUGAAACUUUUAACUUUUCCGACUAACUUCUACUAAAGCAAUUAGAAUUAGUUUCUGCAUAUGAGGUAUGCACUAAAUUUGUGAUUGGAUAGCAACUCAGGAAUGUUGACCUUAGAAAACAACUUUAAAAAAAUGUGAUCGUGUGGCAAUACAAGAUAGCCAAUUACAAGAGUUAUUUGUGUUUGUUAUUGUUUUUGUUAAUAAACUUGUGUUGUCAAUCCGGACGCUAUUUAAAUAUGUAUUUCCCAAAUUUCAGAAGUUAUAUUUAUUUGCAUGAAAUGCCUCGCAAAAAUAUUCACUUACUCUAUUAUUAGAUUUUACUAUCAAAACUUUGAAAUCGCAGAAUAUGGCUCCAAUGAGAAAGAAAAGUCAUGGGAGCAUUAGGUCUCCUCAUGUUAAACGUAAUAUUCAGUCUCAAGUUGUAAUGAAAGGGUGGCUGUAUAAGCUUGAAGGUGGGGCUUUGAAGCAAUUUAAGCAGAGAUGGUGUGUGCUGGCAGAUUUUUGUCUUUUCUUUUAUAAAGGUCCAAGUGAAGACAAGCUGACAUCCUCAAUAUUGUUACCAAGCUAUAAAAUAAGUCCUUGUACAAGUGAUGAUAAAGUGUCAAAAAAAUUUGCUUUUAAGGCAGAACAUCAAAAUAUGAAAACCUAUUAUUUUGCUGCUGAGGAAAUGGAUAGUAUGAAAAGGUGGAUGAAUGCUAUAUCGCUUGCUUCAAUUAUGCAAAAAUUUGUCAGGUCUGAAAAUUAUGAUGCAACAUUUAGUUCAGCAAGUAAUGAUGAUGAAGAUUGUGGUUUCAAAUCUCAUCGUUCUAGAAGAUACACAAGCCAAAAAUUAACCACAGCUCAUGAUUCACACUUUAACUCUGAACCACUAAAACAAAGAUCCAACAGUUAUGGUGAUCGAAUGGGAGAAGUUUAUCUCAGUAGCGAUGAUAAAUAUCCUGAUACUUAUAAAAAUGUUCAAUACAAAACACCUUCCGUACAAGACGAACCUCCCAGACGGCAACCUCUGUACGCGAAUGCUCCACCUAAACCUAGACGUCUUAAUUCUGAUAGUUUUGCUCCUUACCCUCAUGAUUAUUCGGAUUCAAGAGACCAUGAAAAUUAUAUGCCUGCAACUACAAUGUAUUAUCCUGGGGGCGUGCAUUCCGAUUACCAUCAGGCUAUGGGCUACUUUCCGAGCCAAAAUAGCUUUCACGACAUUGAAAAUGAUCCAUCUAGGCAGGAUCCGAAAUCUAUGCAAUACAUUGAAAAUCAUCCCCAAAAUAUGCAUCUUGAAACAUCAGACCUUCAUCACAGCCAACCACCGAGGCCACGAUCGGCCGAUUUCUUAGAGAGGGAGGCUGAAUGCCAAAUGAUGCCAGAUGUUGCACAAUACACUGGGAAUGCGCAACCUCGAAGACCUAAGUCAAGCUUGGAGUACUAUAAUCAUUAUGUGGAUUCGGAUGAGGGCAAUUUCGAUGAUUAUCGCGAGGCCGUCAGAAUGCAAGCUGAUAAUUUGUACCUGAACAAAAAUCUUAGCAAAAGUAACAAGCAUUAUGGCUCAAAGCAAAGAAAAGGCAAUGACCAAAAAUUGAAUAUCCAUUAUGUGAGUAAUUCUGGGUUUUUAACAAAUGAUUCUGUUUCUCCUUGUUAUGCAUCAACGUCAAAGAAUAAUUCAUAUGACAAAUAUCAAAGUGCACCAAUGUCACAAAAAGGAAACUUUGAUUCAAUGGAAAAGGAACAGAAGCCAAAAAAUUCUCAAGAAUCCAUGCAACGAUUAAUGGAAUGGAAACAGAGAAUGUUGCAAUCUCCUCUCUCUAAAAGAAAUUAUUUGCAUUCAAAUUCUUCCGAAACAAGCUCUCCGAUGUCUUCUCCCAUGAAAACAUACAAGGUUGAAACUAGUGUCAAAAAGCCCUUACAAAAUCCCGUAGUUCUUGAAUCUGAAACCCACGUUCAUCAUUCCCCUAAUUACAGUUAUAGUCAUAAUCCUGAUUCUUCAUACAAUUCUCAGAAUAUGUUACAAUACGGCGACUCAUAUCAGCAGCCCUAUAAUGACAAUGACGUCUAUCCAACCAAAAACAAUACCCGACUUUCUGAACAUUUCGAGCAGGCCCCCACCCAAAGUGUCCCCGAGUCUUCCCAGAAACUGCGAAAUGAAAACCUUCUUUAUUGUGUCGAUUCUGAGAACAAUGAAAUUCUGUUUUCUUACAAUGAUAAUUCCCCUAAUGAUGAUGAGAUUUCUAAGAACCUUCAAACCUGUCAUUAUCCACCUCAAAUGCAUUCUUUUAGUACUCUUCCGAAUGUUAGCAGCAUUGGUAAUGAAAGUCAGGAGUCCAAUUUCCAAUGUUCCAAUGAAUAUUCCUCAAAAAUUAAGUAUUCUGAAGCAUCAUAUAAAACAGAAUCAAAAGAAUCUAAGCCUUCCAUUUGUAAAAAGAAAGUAACCACUUAUUCAUCUGAUGAUGAAGAUGUUGGACAACAUUUGAAUCCUGAUGAGAGGACUGAAACUAUUGAAAAUGAAUCUCACAAUUUUGCUGAAAACAACCUGGCUGACAGAUAUCAAACAUCAUCGCCAGAUUAUGUUAAUAUUGGCCCGUUUUAUAAUGAACAAAAUACCAGCUUUGUUCAUGAAGCUGUCCCUCUUAAUGAAUCUUUUGAAAUCAAUCGGGCCGUAUUAAAGCCAUUAGAACAAGCAUCAAAAAUUAGCAAAAAUGCACCACAUGUAUCUAAAGGGAAUCAAAUUGAAUCUGGGAAAGUUAAAGCUGCAGAAAAUCUUUAUAAAGGAUAUCCCUCUGAAGAGCAAUGGAUAGAUGAUGACAGCGCUCACAAUCAAACCUUAACCAGCAUAACUAGCAAAGAUACAUAUGACAGUGAUUUAGAGUGUGAUAUUAAGCGAGAAGAUUAUUAUAGGGCUUCUCAAAUAUUUUAUGCAUCAACACGUGCAAAACUUAAAGCAAGAGCAAAUAAAAUUAGUGUUGAGAGAUCUAAAAAAGAAUCUGCUUAUGCAAAUGUAUCGAUUGAGGAUAAAAGUGGGCCAAAUUUUGUGAAUUUGGAUAAAGAUAUCGGCAUUCCUAUUCAAGUUACUCCAAAUAAAUCUCCCCAAAAGAAAAAGCCAGACAUUCUUGAAAGCAACAAAUAUAUCUCAUAUGACAAUUCUUUUAAAAAAGAAAUGAAUCAUAUAAGUGCAACAAUGGAGGGGGAAUCUUUUAAUAUAGGAAGACAACCUCAUGAAAUGUCUGAGACAAGUAUUUUGGGUGCUGAUGAUGCACAGAAUAACAGCCUGAAAAAAGAAGCAGAUAAAAAAAUGAGCUAUGAAGAAAUGAGAGGACAACUUUUACGAAAAAGAGAAGCUCCACCUCCAAACAUUGUUCAAGAUCGCAUAAAAAAGUUUGAAACUGUGGACUAUUCUAAAAAAAAUGUCAUACUUGGGCAGAAAACGAAUUCGUUGCCCAUUUCUGAUUCUCGUAAAGAGAAGAUUUCUUGUAGAAGCGUCGGUAAGAGAAAUCGGCACAAAACGAGCCGCCAAAAAACCAAUCGGCGUAUCCUUUAUAGUGAUUCAGAAGCUAUGGUACGCGGUGACACUGAUGAAAGUUCUGAUGACUUGACUAUGAAGUCAGCACCUAUUCUUCUUUCCCCACUAUCGUCUGUACUUGCUGACUUAAGAAAAACUGCUGAAGCCGGUAAGGAACAUUUUAAAGCUCCAUCAAAAGAGACAGCUCCUAUAUCUAGUGCAAUGAAAGAAUAUUUUCAUUCCUUGAAUGAAUCAGAAUGUCAGAACAAAAAUAAUUCUAAAACUCCCAAAGAAUUAAAUAAUUCUAAAAGAAAACAUUCUUAUGAAUCCAUUGAAUUACCUAUCUUUAAGUCUUCUACCGACUCAAAUGUCAGAAACUCAGAUGAGGUUGAAUAUUUGCCCAUGGAUGGUCUAAAAUCUUUCAACAAAAAUGUUGCUAAUGAUGAGCCUGAAUAUGUAACAAUGAGUGGUUUUAAAUAUCCACCAUCAUUAUCAAAUGAAAAAUUCAAAAAAAGCUUACAUGAAGAAGAGCAUCUAUAUAAUGAACCUUUUGCACCCCCUUCAAGCUUUCUUCACGAUGUUUAUGAGAAACAAAAAAUGAGGCAGAUGCAGUAUCAAAUGAAAUCUAGCAGUUCAGAGGAUUCAUUAACAGAAAACAUUUAUGAAAAACCUUUCCACCGUUUUCCUUCUGGAUCUGUACGAAGCUUGAGAAAUGAAUUUUCCCACAGAUCCGUCCAAGAAACAAACUCUGUUCUGAUGAGCAGUUUGUCUUGCUCAAAUGUUACCUCAGUAGGUCGAAGUAAUGUGUCUAAAAUGGAUAGCAAUUUGCUGGAGAGAGAUGUUAAUUCCUUGUCAGUACCUCACCAUUAUGAACAACCUACUUUGAGUGUUUCUGUACCUGAUCUUCUCCAGCUUCAAGAAAUGAAAGAUAGUGAUGCUUCUGAUGCUGAUGAUGAAGCGAGUAGAGAUUUUGAUUCUGUUUGUGGAGCUCGGUAUCAGUCCUCUAUAUUAGAUCACUUUUCUAACAGUGAACAUAAACCUGCAAAACUAGAUUGCAAUUCAUCAUUUGAUUCUGAAAUAAUUGCCGCCAAUCUUGAAGAUCUUCCUAGAUUAACUGACUCUCAUUCUUCUCAUCAUUAUGAAAUUCCUGAUUAUUUUCACCAAUCAAGAUCUAAAGUGAGUGAGGUGAAACCAUUACUAUCAGCCAUUUGUUCAACUUCAGAUAACGCUUCCAUUUUGUCUUCAUCUGAAUAUGAUAAAUACAGCAAUAAAAUUAUUCCUAGUGAUCUAGAAAAAACUUAUCAAACUCAAAAAUUGCGUGUUUACACAAAAGGUAAAAAACCUGAAGCACCUAAAAUAUUUCCCGUGCCAUUCAAUCUUGAAGAGUCAGAAAUUUGCAAAAUUCUAGAAAGGAAAGAUUCAACUAAGUCACCUAAGCUGCUUGAUGUCAAUGUAAGCAUACCUGCCGAUACUAUUUCUGUAGAAUCUUAUCCUGUCGAUGGGGACUCGUUGUCUGAGAAUGUUGCCUAUGUCUCUAGAUUUGAUGUCAAUCCAUCUGGUUCUAUAAAUUUAGCUCAAACCGUUCCGUCCUAUAGACCUGAUGUUGUUCCUGAAAUUCAAGUUCAGGAAAAAGUGCCAAACGAUAAAGAGUCCCCAACUAAAUCGCCAAAUUCAGCUCCUUAUUAUUAUUCUGACUUGUACUUCGCCAAUGGGAUUGGUUUCCUUCCUAGUCAUUUACAAUUUUUGAAGAAAAAUGACAUGCCACAAAAUGAUAAAGCUAGUCCUCCGAAAAAGAACGCUGCAGUUUUAAACAACGUGUAUGCCACAAAUAUCUCAUCAUGCAAAGGAGACAUAGGUAAAAAAGUAAACAAAAUCGAUUUACACCUGGCUCCUGACUGUAGAGAUUCUUUCAAUAACAAGGCUCAGAUAAAGUACUGGAAAGGCGAUGGAGCCAAAAGUAAUUUAAGAUGCUCAUUAGACAUUCUACAAAGCUCAAAAUCUAAAUACUUGGAUGCUGAAAAAAAUAAAUACGAAGCAGGUCAUACUUUAGAGAAAACUAGAUCUAGCAAUCCGAUGUCUUAUUUCAAACAUAGGGCUUCUACGCCUGAGUUGAAUGCUGGUACCUCUCAGUCAGGUGAACCAGUCUAUGAAAACCUGGUUUUUCAACCAAAAUUAAAACUUCAGAAGCGGUUGUCCCACUCGCUCGAGGGAUUACCGAGUGCCCCUGAAUUAACACAUGACAUUGCUCAAGAAAAUGAAGAACAUGUUUAUGAGAACAUUGAAUACUUUAAUUUAUCUUCACGUAGAUCUCAGGAAAAUCCUCAAUCAUCUUCAGUUUUGGCACAAGAUGACGAGUCUUCUCGUGUUAUACAGGUCAGCUCUCAGGACACUUCUUCCUUUCCCCAACGGCAAUUUUGCACUCCGGUGACCAAAAUGACCAAUUCUGUGUCUGAGAUAAGUGUGCCAUUGGUGCAAAAUCAAAAUGAAACCAAUUGCUGUGAGGCUAAUUUUUUAGGACAGUGUGCUAUGGGCGGAGGAAAUGAACAAAAAGUAUUUCCUAAAAGUAAGAAAUUACAAACUGCUAUUAUUAAAAAUCCUCUGAUCACUGAUCAGGAUGUGUUGUCCCAAUGCCCUUUUAGCACUUCUAACAAAUCUGGACACACAGAUAUUAAAGAAACACAAGGUUGUAAUAUUAAAGUUCCCCAAGAAACUUCAAAUAUUGAAAAUUAUGGAAAACACAUUGAUAAAUAUUCAGAUAGUUCAUCGGGUGCUUCUUCCUCAUGUGAUGAAGCUUCUUUGGAUUCUGACAACCCAAUGUAUAAUCUCAAUACUAGAGCUAAAAUUGCUGAAUUGUCUAAGAGUGUAUCAUCUGAAAUCUACAAAAAAGAGCCAGCUCAUGUUCGUAAGCUCGUGCAGCAAUCUGAGGGUUUGAUGUGCAAAGGAAAACGUUUGAGUGUUUCAGCCGGAGAUCUCCUUGGAAAAACGCAUGAAGAAUUAGUUUUAUUGCUGAUUCAACUGAGAAGAAAUCAAACUAAGAUACUCAGGGCAAAGGAGAAAUUGGAGAAGCAAAUCAAACAUUUUCAAGAAAUGCCUAACUCAUAUCAACCUACUUUUCAUAACAGUAAAGAUCUUCAAAAGCAGAUUCAAAUGUUAGAAAAUCAGUAUGAUGUCACUCAGCCUUUAGUCUCAUUGGUUGAUAAUAUGGUGAAACUUGGAAGUUUAUAUGGCAGCAGCAACAGAAGAAGUUUUUCUCUUCCUUUGUUGGAUACUUCUCAAGAAGAAGAAACAGCACCACCUUCUCAAACAACUAACAGUUCAUAUCACGUGCCAGAGUCAAAUAUUUUGAGCCAACUCCUUGCAGAAGAAAGUAAUUUGCAGAAGCGUAUUAGUGAAAUAUAUAGUCUUGAUAAAGGGCUUCGGUAUGAAACAAAUAGUAUAUCAUCUUUACAUCAGGAUAAGGAAAUGCUAGAGUGUACUCUAUCAGGAAUGCGUAACAAAAUAUUAGAUCAUCAAGACAGGCCAUCUGAAUUGCAGAAAUUGAAGAAGCAACAGAAAAUGAUUGAGAAAGAAUUGGUGCGUGUGAAACGUCUACUGAGCACCAGUGCCAAGAAAAUUGAAGAUGCUGCUACUAAAAAUGAUCAAAUGGAAAAAGAUAUCUUGCAUCUUCGACAAAUACUAACGGAAGCCUUAAAAACUGGCUCUUCAGAAAUGAAAUCACAGCGUAAUCGAGCUGAUUUAGAAGCUGAGCUUUGCAGGGUACAGAAUGUUCUGGAUGAACUUGCAAACCACAGACAAGAAAUAAAUAAUACAGUUGAAAAACUUAAAAGCGAAUCACAUCCCACUGUUUCGAGUUGCACAGAUAUCAGAGCUAGUCCCACUGCAGUUUUAGAUGACAAAGAAGAUUCUCACCUAAGGAAAGCCAGAAAAGGUGUGGAAGUUAGAGCUAGUCCUACUGGAGUUGCAGGCUCCGCCCCUCUUCCUGUUCGUAAAAAACAACACAGCACAUAUUUGGAAACUGACUUGGACACGAUGCACAUUAGAGACUUAGCCAAUCUUCAUGAGAAGGAUUUUGAUGAUAUCCCUGUGUAUGCAAAUGCUGAAGAAUUUAAUAGUGCAUCUGAGGAAACCAGCAAAGGUCUGAGCUCUGAAAGUUUGAACUUGUAUGAAAACUGUGUUCUGGAAGUGUCUUCCUCCGACCAGUGUUCAAUGCAAGACAUAAAUGAUGCUGAUGAAAGAAUGAAACGAUUUUAUGGCAUUAUUCCAAAAGAAAAACCCUCUGAAAUCAAAACUGUUCGGAUUGUGAAAAGGCAGUCUGAAAGACGAAACCGUGAGAGGGAUAAAAAACGUGUGACUUAUGAUGAUCAGUCAUCUGUGUGGGUGGUUGAAGAGCCUGAUCUCUCCUCUGAUGAUCAUUUAGAUAUUGAUGAUGUCAAAGUCACCAUACCAUCUGCUGUAAGGCCCUCAUCUAUCCAGUUAUUAACCUCCAAUAACAGUCGCCAGUCGAGUACCCAGUCAGCUCAUGAGCGGUUAUUUGGAACUGCAGCCAAAUCUGUGAAAGAUAGAUCUACCUCAAAUAAUAGUCAAGAUCGUGCAUAUCCUGUAAAACGCUCCAAACGAAGGCAUUACACUGUCAGCGGAUACCAGUAUAUGCUUGAUCCUCAGUUUUCACAAUAUUUCAAAGAUAGACCUAGAUCUAGAGAUGAUGUUGAUAUGGAAAGAUGCCUGCGAACUGCAAACACUCCAGACAUUGUGCGAAGUACAAUAAAGAAAAGUGAUGUAUUUGAUGAUAAUAUUAUUGAACGUGAGUUGAUGUUGCCUCAGAAAAUUGAAAUCCCUGAAAGAUAUGUUGAAGUAGAACCAGAGCAGCUAUCAGCGAUGGAGAAGUUACGAAGAAGUCAAAAGGCAGAGAAUAUUUGCAAAAUGCUAUCAGAAACCACAACAGCAACUUAUGAGAAUGUAGUUGAAGAGAGAAGUAAGUCACCUGAAGCUAUUCACAAAAAACUGAGUGAAGAAAAGAGGAACAGAGCUCAUUUACUUAACUUGAAUCGAGCUAUAGCAAGAGAGGUAGUUGAAAAAAGUAAAGCUGUUGCAGCAAAUGUAUGUAGCCCUGGAAAUUAGAUAACAUCUUAAGUGCUUGCCACUUUGGAGCGCAUGAUGAAGAAGCCUCUCACUCCAGUUGAAGAAGACAUAAGUCCUAUGGCACCAUUGCCCAUCACCCAGCAACGGUACAACUUCUACGCCUGAAAUACUCAGUUCAUCAUCUGCCUGAGGCAGACACCCCUAGUCUUGCCAUUUAUACUCCAUCAAUCCCAGUGAUUUUAUUUCUCUUGUAAUUUUAGAGCCUUUUCUCUAAAAAUGUUGUUACUGCAAUAAAUUGUUAUUUAAAAUGUACAUUUUUCUCUGUUGCAGCAAUAUUGGCUGCCUAUUGCAUUGCAAUAUACUUUUUUUUUUGUAUCACAAUUUUUAGUACAUAAAUUUUAUUAUUUUGAUUAUUGUAAUUUGUACUACUUUUGUUUAUAUACUUUUAUAUCAGUGCUAUUUUGUUGUAUUUAUGUUGGCAGCUUUAUCAGAUAUGUUUGGUACUAUGCCAAAUUUUGAUUCUAUAAAUAAUUUUCAUUGAGGUUUGAUUUUUUUUUCUUGUAAAGAACUUUAAAAUCAAAACAAAUCAUCCUAUAUUUUUCACAAGGCAAUAAAAUAUGAUGUACAGUAAAAAUUUAUUGCUAACAGAAAUAUUAUACAUUGUUAUUACACAAAGCUUGUUACUUGUUAUACUUUUGUGCUUAUCACAUGUUAGUUGUUUACUUGUAUUAUAUGUAUUUUUUCUUAUUUUAAGAACAAGUUUUCAAUUUUGCUACGUGUUUUUUCUUUAAAUUCUGUUAAUGAUACAAAAGAAAAUUCCAUUUGUAACAAUGGAAGAAAAAUGUUAUGUUUAUUCACAGGUUGGAAAAAUUUCUAUUUCUAAAAUGAAAAACCCAUUUUUUAGGAGCUAUUACAUAAUGCAGUAAUAAAAUCAGCUUUAAAUGUUGAAUUUCGUAAUACCCUUGGCACCUAGGAUUUUAUUCUUGAUUGUGUAAUAAUAUAUUGGAGCUUAUAAAAAAACUAGCUUUGAAAUUAUUUUAUUUUAUUGCUGAUUAUUAAAUAGCUGAUACUUUGACACGUGUGGUUUUUGAUCGACCUGAUCUAUUAGACUAUACAAUUAAUCAGCAUCCAUAUAAAUGGUGGUCUAUGAUAUGCCUAUAUUUUUUGGCAUACAAUAAAAAUAUUUAGAUGCUCAAUUUCAGUAGCGAAUUAAUCAAUUAGUUAAGGUAACUUAAAUUCCUUUUUGAACUAGAAGAUGAUCUUUUAGUUUAUUCAUAAAUUUGUAAUAAUGAAAAAUCUUCCAAUCCUCUAUAUAAUUUCUCCAUUGUUAACUUAAUUUCUUUUUCACUAUUUGUUUAAACAUAUUGUUGUUAUUAAAUAUUUAUUGCAUGAAAAAAAUACAUAUGUUUUGUUUUGCAUUGUUAAUGCUUAUAAAAAUGAUGAACAGGGCUGUUGAUUGUUUAUAAAUUUUUCUCACGACAAGACAGUUUUGUGUGGAUGAUAUAUAUGCUCACAAAUAUUUUUCAUUAAUGGUAUUACUAGCAUAGCUAUGAAAAAAUUUCAGAAAAGUUCCAUUUUAUUUAUUAGUAACUAAAAAACUGCAAUGUAAUUUAAAAAAUAAUUUAAUCUCUCUUUUGUUAGUUGAACUUACAAGUCUAAUAAAAAAAAAUCUCGAUUAUAGGCAAAUUCACCAAUUUCUGUUUUUAAAAUAUAAAUUCUAAUAUUUAUGCGGUAUUUUGCCAUAAAAAUGGCCUCAUACAAGCUUAGUAGCAAAAUCUUCUGUAUUGCUGUGUAUUACUCUCACCAUAAUGUUAAAUAUGUCUACAAUUCUAAGAUAUAAUUCAUUUUUUGUCUCAAAAGUUGAGCUUGAACCUGCAUCAUUGAGGUUAUAAAUAAUCAAAAUGUGACAAUAAACUCUUAAUAGAGGUUAAAAAAAUAUAAACUAGAAAUUUUAAUUAAACUUAACAUUUUCACUUACUGUUUAAAACAAUCCUCCAGCCCCCAGAGGCAUGUUAUGGGUUUCUGCAUGUGUUCAGAUAUUAUGAUCAGUUGACAGCAUUUUUAAAUAAUAACUCUGAGGCUUGGAAACAGAGUCAAGCCGCAACUGACCGGCUAUUUAUUUUGGCAGAUUUAAAUUUCCCUCUUAUGUCUAAAUAAAACUCUAACCUAUAAGUUUCAUAUUCAGAAUUUGUUAGGAAAUGCAUAAUAAUACUUUGACAAAUGAAAUAAGUAUUUUAUUUUUAAAAUAUCUAAAUAUUUUUUUAUAUUUUAAUGCUAGAUAAUCAAUGCUUCUCUGCGAUUAAUAAUUUUAAAAUUUAAAAUAUGUAUAUUUUUAUACUAUUCGUUAUUUUGAACAUAUAAAAGUCACUUUAGGGAAGUAUUGUUAUAUUUUAAUAAUUGUUAAAAUAUUAAAAUGUUAAUAAAUAUUAAUGGAACAGUGAUGAAAAAUGUUUGCAAUCUAGACGGAUGUUAAAGGUUGGGGGCAGGCUACACUAAUAUCUCCUGCAAAAUAGUCAAAGGCAGAUCGUCUAUAUGUCAAAUACCUAUGAUUAACUAUAUAAAAUCAAUUUGCCUGUGUGCUAAAAAGCUGAUGAAAAAUGAAUAUUUAGACUUUCAUGUACUAUUUUGAUACCACUUUUUCUUUACUAUAUUGAAACUCUUAUUGCUGUAAUGUCUAUGUAUCUCAAAUCUUAUAAAAUUGAAUCCAGUAUGCAUGAAAUAAUAGAUUAUUGGUAUUGCAUAUUGGUAUUGCAAAUAAUAACCAUUGCAUAUUUCCUAGUGAAAGUAAUUAAAUAUUAAUUAUUCUAUUAGAUAAAUAAAAUCUAUUUCACUAUUAAUAAUUAACGAUUUUUGUUUUAUGUCUAUUUCAGUGAUGAAGAUAUAUUGAACAUAUAUAUGAGCAAAAAAAUUAAAUGACUAAAUAUAAAAUUCAGUUAUAAAUUAUGUUAAAAAAGUUAGAUAUUAUACCUAUUGAUAACAUGACAUAAUAUUCUGUAAUUAUUUUGACUAUUAAUGCAGUUAUAUGAACUUUGUCAGUUGCACAGAGCAUUCUUAUUCGAUGGCAAAAGCCAUCUUCUAUUUAUCUUAUGUAAUCAAAGCUGUAAUCACAGUGGCUUCUAACUGUGCAACAGAUUUUUAAACUUGGCAUUUUAUGACAUCUAUUUGUCAUAAUUAAACGAGAUUAAAAAAAAGUUCUGUUAAUAAUGUAAAACUAGAUAAUGAGAUAGAGGAAAUUUUAGUAUUCUCUUUUUCGUUUUCUUUCUUUGCUUUUGAUUUCUACACUCAAUUGUUUAAAUUUGCUUUUAAGUAAAUAACUUUAGUAAAUGUAUGAUUUAAACAUGGCAUAAUUCAUUAAAAACUGCUGUGUACUGUCUAGACAAUCCUUUUUAGACACUUAACUUUUUAUAGCAAAUGUAUUUCUUUUCACUGUUAGAUUAUUGUAUUGACUCUUAACCUUUUGCAGUCGUAUAUCUACUCUCUGUUUUUAGAUUUGACUCUAAAACUUAAUAUUUAUUUAAUAUGUGAAUAAAAGACAACUAUUUACCUUGAUUAAUUUUCGUUUCUCCAAACAAUAUUUUCCUAUUUGUCUGUAAAAUUGCAUUGAAUUAAGAUAUUUUUAAAAAGUUUGCGAAACAUUUUCAGUGCUUACGUAUGUAUGUAAAGCUUACCAAAGGAGAAAAAUAUUAUUUUAAAUGCUGACUAUAAGAGCUCUAUAAAGUGUUGUGAAUGGAUAACUAUUUUUGAGAAUAUAAUAAUUUUAAUCUAUUGAAGUGUUGUCAAAAACUUAUUUGUGCCUUAUGGCUUAGUUUGGCUUCUACAUAAUUGAAAUAUUUUAUUGUAAGAACUUUUGAUAAAUGAGUGAAAUUCUUCUUAAUAAUUAAAAGAUGAAACUCAAAAUAUGUCCGUAAUGGUGGACAGGAAAAAAAAAAUUUUUUUCUUUACUGGUACAGUUGUAUGGUAAUGUCCUUUAUUGUUUUCAAAGAAAAAAUUAUACGAAAAUGCUUGAUGUUAAAAAAACUUUUUUCAUAUUUAUUUUUUGAAACAAAAAUGCUUUUUUGCCAUUUUUACAUCUUUUGUUUUAUUUAUUUAUUUAAUAUUUUUAGAAAAUUGAUAAAAUUUUGCUAUUUUACAAUUUUAUAUCAUGUAAAAUGUGUCUCGUGUGAUUGUUUACUUUAAUGUAUUUAAAACUUACAUCCAGUGUAGAAAGAAUUAGUAAUCAAAAACUGCAAAUUUUAUGAUUUCAGAAGUGUUAAUUUUUUUUUUCUUUGCGCACUUAAUUUCCACUCACAAAAAUUAUUUUUUAAGUUUCUUACUGCCAAUUUGUGAAUUUCUUUCUAACAACUAACUUGUAAAAAUUGAAUUUUUCAGGAGGAUUUUUAUCAAUUUUUCACAUUUAGAAUUCCAAAAUUAAUUCUAAAUAUAUUCAUUAUAAUAAAAAAAUAACUAAUUACAAACUAAAACUCUCAUUUUUUCUAAUAGUUUCAUUUUUGUAAUGACUACAGUAAUAUUAAGCUAGUGUAUGUAGAAAAAUUUCUAAAAAAGUUAUUAAAAAUUCUAAAGAAAAUGCUAAUUAAAAUUUUCAAAUUUUUUAAUUCCUGAAUUCUUUCUCAUGGCAUUUAAAUUAUUUCCAUUUAUUGAGAUUGAAUUAGAAAAUUAUAGUCUUCCUUAUAUUAAUAUAUAUAAUUAUAGAACCAAAUUUAAAAAAGUUCCUAUAAAAUUUUUUAGAUUGUUGUUAAAUCAAAGAGUUUAAUACCUAGUGGUAUGUCAGUGUAUAUUUGUCUGAUGCAUCUAAAAUGAGUUUAUAUUCCUGCAAAUGUAAUAAAUGUUACAAGUUAAAUUUGACUAUAAUUUAAAAUAAUGAUUUACUUAAAAAAAUAUUUAGUGUAGCUAAUGUGAGUUACUUUUAAAAAAAAGAGCAAUUAAUUUUUAUACAUUUUAAUUUAAAUAGAAAAUAAAAUUAUGUUUUCUAUGUGUCAGAAAUUUGGUAGCUAUUGCAUUAUACCAAUUGUUCCAUUGUUAAAGUUUUAGAAAAAUACUUUUAUGUAUUUUUAAGUUAUUGAUUUUAUGUUGUUUUAUAUAG
This is a messenger RNA of Parasteatoda tepidariorum (common house spider), 13761 nucleotides long. RefSeq lists its product as uncharacterized. NCBI's taxonomy places the organism in Eukaryota, Metazoa, Arthropoda, Arachnida, Araneae, Theridiidae. The record is from RefSeq and is a predicted model, not a curated record.